UAUUUUUGACCGACUUCUGUACCGAACACGAUAUUCAAACGGCGAUCUCGUUCAAACAACACAUUGUGCCCACGGAAUAACUAAAAUGGCUUUGACUCAACGUGCACUGACCACAUGGGCUUCAAUGGUGAUAUUCUUGGUGCUGCUCACCAUACAGCUACAGACCAAACAAAAACAGAGCUGGUACCUGAUAUUCAUGCCGAUUUGGUUGGACGACGCGCUAACGGCUCUGUUCAUAAUAUGCUCUUGCGUGCACAGCAAUUCGUGUCAGUCGAUGACUGAGAUGCCGGUGUUUUGCGGUAGUCGAAGGUGCAUAAUAUUUGUCAUAUGCCUGAUGAAGAUCAUCGCCCAAUUCACGCUUUGUUAUAAGCUGGAGAAUCAAAACCCCCAAUUGCCAAUAUACUACGUGUUUAUGCCCAUCUGGACGCUCAUCGUUUACCUAAUAAUCAUCGUGAUACCGCCCCUCGUCAGACUUUACAAAGACUAAUUGAAUUACUUAAUAUUUUUGUACAUAAGUGAUUAAUAUUGUCAUUAUAAAAAUAUAAUAAUAUAAUCUGUAAAUCCUUAAUAAUGCAAGUGAUGCAACAAGACUGUGGCUAUACCUAUUAUAAUAAUAUAAUUUUUUAUGUUUUUUUUUAAUUUUUUUUUAAUGAUAUUAUUGUAUAGGUAGGCAAUUGUUAAAUUUGAGUCUAUUUUUAUGUAUCCAAAUAUAGAUACAGUAAAUGUUUCGAUUUAAUGUAAAUGUUCAAUUAUUAUUKUGCUUUUUUAUUUAUACGAAUAAAGUUUACAAAUUUGCGCGAAGCUAUAAAAUAUUUCAUAGCCAUUGUAUAGCAGCUUAGAUUACUGCAAAAUGUAUGUAAUAUGUAGGUAUAUUAAUAUAAGGUAUUUGUAAUAAACAUUUGGUUUCAUACAAUUUUAUAAAAACAUUUUUUCUUCAAUUUACAAAUAAUUUUAUUAAAUAAUAAUUAUAUCUAAGUAGUUAUUGUAACAAAUACAUUGGUUUUUAAGAAGAUAAAUUACACAAACAAAAAGGUUACCCAACAUUGUGCAAUUAUAAUUUUAUAGUAGGUACUGCCAUAAUAGUAGUCAUCCAAUUAAACGUUAAUAAAUGUGUGAACUAAAACAAUAUUAUAAUUUAUAGGUAGAUUGUAUAGCAUGUAUAUAGGCACGCAAUAAAACAAAAUCAUUAUGCACUAAAGAGAUCCGAAAAAUUAAGCAAAAGUACAAAUUGAACGGAAUUGAUAGAUUGUAACGGUACCUAUUAUUGCACAACUUGAAUUGAGCGUGGUACCUACACAUAUUAUAGGUAGGUUAAUUAUUAUGCCGUCCUUAUGUAUUCGGGCGACAACGCAAUGUUGGGUAUGGAAAGUACGAGUUUUUCGUAUUUAUUUUUCUUCUUUUUCUAUCGUUUUAAGUAUUAUCAUUUGUGUGUAUGCGCAGGGUCGGAGUGAAAAGGGG
Diuraphis noxia (Russian wheat aphid) is the source of this 1458-nucleotide messenger RNA. RefSeq names its product transmembrane protein 60. The record is from RefSeq and is a predicted model, not a curated record. NCBI's taxonomy places the organism in Eukaryota, Metazoa, Arthropoda, Insecta, Hemiptera, Aphididae.